GUUACAGUGGGAAAGCUCGGCUGCCCCGCGGUUGCCACCAUGGCAGCGGCUGGGGGACCGGGAGGCGGCGUUGACAGCCCGGUGGCGACGGCAGGUAACCGACAGUUGAAGUACAUUAGUUUGGCAGUCUUGGUGGUGCAAAAUGCCUCUCUCAUCCUCAGCAUUCGCUAUGUGCGCACUUUGCCAGGAGAAAGAUUCUUUGCUACCACAGCGGUGGUUAUGGCCGAAAUCCUUAAGGGAAUCACCUGCCUACUGCUCAUCUUUAUUCAGAAGCAAGGUAAUCUGAGACAGUUUGCUGCCUCUUUGUAUGAUUCCAUUUUGGUACAGUAUAUGGACACUCUCAAGCUAGCAGUGCCUUCUCUCAUUUACACCCUCCAAAACAAUCUGCAGUAUGUGGCCAUCUCCAACCUGCCAGCAGCUACCUUCCAGGUCACCUACCAGCUGAAGAUCCUCACCACAGCUGUCUUCUCGGUGCUGAUGCUCCGCAAGAGCCUGUCGCGUCUUCAGUGGCUGUCCCUCCUGCUUCUUUUUGCCGGUGUAGCCAUUGUCCAGGUGGAGCAGCAGCAGGCAGGGGGCAAACCAGCCUACAAAGGCCAAGGGAUGCAACAAAGCUACAUGGUGGGACUUGUGGCCGUGGUGGUGUCCUGCCUUUCGUCUGGCUUUGCUGGGGUCUAUUUUGAAAAGAUCCUCAAAGGCAGCACAGCCUCGGUUUGGCUACGUAACGUCCAACUGGGCAUCUUCGGGACUUUGCUGGGGCUGUUGGGGCUGUGGUCCACCGAGGGGGCAGCUGUAGCUCAGCAUGGAUUCUUCUUUGGCUACACCCCACUGGUGUGGGGAGUGAUCCUAAAUCAGGCUUUUGGCGGCCUCUUGGUGGCAGUGGUUGUGAAAUAUGCUGACAACAUCCUCAAAGGCUUUGCCACCUCCUUCUCCAUUGUGGUGUCCACCGUGGCUUCUAUCUACCUCUUUGACUUUCACCUCAACCUACUCUUUGCUCUAGGAGCAGGCCUGGUCAUAGGAGCUGUCUAUCUGUACAGCUUGCCCAAGGGACCAUUGUCCAGUCGAUCCCUGGUGGGUGCAUCUAUCCAGCAGCAAGGCCAUGGAGCACAAAGCAAGGAACUUCCUUCCGUGACUACAGAUGGCUUCCUGUCCAAAUCUGGCUCAAGGAGCAAAAGGAGGAAGUACUAAAUAGGGUCUCAGCUAAAGAAAAAGGUUCUUAAAGCAGCAGAGAAAGCGCCACCGAAGACUUCAGCAGCAUUUCAGCUGUGAUGCUUUUCUAGAUUAACGAAAUCUUCUGCCUGCGCUUACAAGAUGCAGAACAAUUCACGGCACUGACUGCACAGGAAAGACGGGACUAAUUUUCUCAGAUGUGCCUUUUGGUUGCCUGAUGCACUUUACCAAGCUAAACUUGGUCUCCCAUUAAGAUCUGCCUCAAGUACAGAGCUGAACCAUAGGGGCUCCAAUAGCAAUUAAUGAUUCAUUUAGGUCAGGGCUGUCAAACUCGCGGCCCGCAGGCCGGAUAUGUCACGCGCUGGCCACACCCACACCCAGUUUAGCAAAGGGGAAAAAAGUCACGAUACAUCACAUUACAACACAAGUUUGACACCCCUGAUUUAGAUGAUCGGUUAUAUCUUCCCAGAGGAGUAAAGGAGCUAUUAGAGCCAAUUUUCUUUUUAAUGAAGCAAUACCCUUCA
This is a messenger RNA of Pantherophis guttatus, 1691 nucleotides long. RefSeq names its product solute carrier family 35 member A2 (gene SLC35A2). Lineage: Eukaryota; Metazoa; Chordata; Lepidosauria; Squamata; Colubridae. Gene Ontology annotation, molecular function: pyrimidine nucleotide-sugar transmembrane transporter activity. Gene Ontology annotation, biological process: pyrimidine nucleotide-sugar transmembrane transport. Gene Ontology annotation, cellular component: Golgi membrane. The record is from RefSeq and is a predicted model, not a curated record.